AUGCACGCUCACGAACGUUAUGGGCUGAUAGUUCUCUUUCAGGCAAUGGAUGCAGCUGGAAAAGACAGUGGUAUUCGACAUGUUUUCAAGGGCGUCAAUCCAACGCGAUUCCGGGUGGCCGAGUUCAAAAAACCGCACGAUGAGGAACAAUCCCAUGACUUUAUGUGGCGAUUCUGGAAAGAUAUGCCCGAACGGGGAUAUAUCGGCAUUUUUAAUCGAAGCUACUACGAAGAAGUCUUGCCACUGAAAGUUCAUCCCGAGCAGCUGGAAGAAAGUUCCAUACCUGAAGAACACACUCAGAAUCUUGACACACUCUGGAAAACGCGGUAUUCAGAUCUUGUAAAUAUUGAAGAUUAUUUAUAUCGCAACGGAUUUCCAGUAGUGAAAAUUUAUUUACACGUUGCGAAAGAAGAACAAGGCCAGCGACUCAUCAAUCGCCUCAAAGAUCCAAAGAAGCAGUGGAAACUCAGCGAAAAUGACCUGAAAGAGCGGGAUUACUGGGACAAGUACAUACAGGCUUAUGAUGACGCAAUCAGCAACACAGCCACAAGUCGUAAUCCAUGGUAUAUUAUUCCAAGCGACGACCGAUUGAAUCAGCAGUUGAUCAUCGCCAGAAUUAUGGUUGAAAUACUGGAAUCGCUCCCAACCAGAUAUCCAAAACGGGAUGAGAAAGAAGUUGAAAAGCAUAAAAAAACGAUCGAAAAGCAAGACAAAUAA
This is a messenger RNA of Didymodactylos carnosus, 717 nucleotides long. Lineage: Eukaryota; Metazoa; Rotifera; Eurotatoria; Philodinida; Philodinidae. The record is from the annotation of a GenBank genome assembly.